GAGAAGAAGAAACAGUACCAGUGCCAUUACAACGAUGAGCACGGCAAGGUUCAUCAAAUGCGUGACGGUUGGCGACGGGGCAGUCGGGAAGACCUGCAUGCUCAUCUCCUACACCAGCAAUACUUUUCCGACGGAUUAUGUCCCGACUGUGUUCGAUAACUUCAGUGCUAAUGUAAUAGUUGAUGGAAGCACAGUGAACCUUGGGCUUUGGGACACAGCAGGACAAGAGGACUACAAUAGGCUCAGACCUCUCAGUUACAGAGGAGCUGAUGUAUUUCUUUUAGCAUUUUCUCUCACCAGUAAGGCCAGCUAUGAGAACAUAUACAAGAAGGUAAUAAAUACCCUUGGCAUGUUUUCUUUCAGCUUUCAUGCAUCAUUGUGUCCUCUAUUUGUAUCUCAUGACCUUCUCUUUUUUUCGCAGUGGAUUCCUGAGUUGAGACAUUACGCUCCAAAUGUGCCGAUUGUGCUAGUUGGGACUAAACUUGACUUACGUGAAGACAAGCAAUUUUUCAUUGAUCACCCUGGGGCAACACCUAUCACAACUGUACAGGGAGAAGAGCUAAAGAAAAUGAUAGGUGCGGCUGUCUACACAGAAUGUAGUUCCAAGACUCAACAGAAUGUGAAGGCUGUAUUUGAUGCUGCAAUUAAGGUGGUUCUUUGUCCACCAAAGCCAAAGAAAAAGACCAGAAAGCAGAGGACCUGUUUCAUUCUAUAAACACAAAGGAUGAUGUUUGUCAUUACAAGAAUAGUGUAACAUUUUCAUUUUCUCCUUCUGUUUCUUGACUUUUCCUGAUGGAUGAACUGUGAUGAGUGCUUUACUAGUUUGUCUACGAAAAUGUAUCUGUCACACUAAUUCUUUUACUCUAUUAUGUGGAUCUCCUUAUCAAAGAUUUGAAAGUAAAU
Molecule: messenger RNA, 903 nt
Organism: Musa acuminata AAA Group (dessert banana)
Lineage: Eukaryota; Viridiplantae; Streptophyta; Magnoliopsida; Zingiberales; Musaceae
Product: rac-like GTP-binding protein 7
Exons: 6
Coding region: 35-715 (226 amino acids)
Biological process (GO): establishment or maintenance of cell polarity; small GTPase-mediated signal transduction; cortical cytoskeleton organization
Cellular component (GO): cytoskeleton; cytoplasmic vesicle; cell projection
Molecular function (GO): GTP binding; protein kinase binding; GTPase activity
Source: RefSeq, a predicted model, not a curated record